This is a messenger RNA of Dryobates pubescens (Downy woodpecker), 2416 nucleotides long. It is a transcript of the gene ST8SIA2, whose product is annotated as ST8 alpha-N-acetyl-neuraminide alpha-2,8-sialyltransferase 2. Gene Ontology annotation, molecular function: alpha-N-acetylneuraminate alpha-2,8-sialyltransferase activity. Lineage: Eukaryota; Metazoa; Chordata; Aves; Piciformes; Picidae. Gene Ontology annotation, biological process: oligosaccharide metabolic process; N-glycan processing. Bases 59 to 1186 code for a protein of 375 amino acids. The transcript is spliced from 6 exons. The record is from RefSeq and is a predicted model, not a curated record.
CGGAGCGGCCCGGCCCUGCCCUGCCCAGCCCAGCCCAACCCAGCCCAGCCCGGGAGCCAUGCCGCUGCCGUGCCGGGGCUGGACGCUGGCGUUGCUCACGCUGCUUGUCGGUUUCCUCAUCUUCGCCGAUAUCUCCGAGAUCGAGGAGGAGAGCGGGAGUUCUGGAGGCAGAGGUACAAUCAGAUCAGCUGUGAACAGCUUACAUAGCAAAUCUAAUAGAGCUGAAGUAAUAAUAAAUGACUCCUCGUCUCCAGCUGUUGUUGACAGAAGUAAUGAAAGCAUUAAGCACAACAUUAAACCAGCCUCAUCCAAAUGGAGACACAACCAGACACUCUCUUUGAAGAUCAGAAAACAGAUCUUGAAGUUCCUGGAUGCAGAGAAGGACAUUUCGGUGCUGAAGGGGACGCUGAAGCCGGGGGACAUCAUCCACUAUGUCUUUGACAGGGACAGCACCAUGAACGUCUCACAGAACCUGUAUGAGCUGCUACCCCGUACCUCCCCCCUCAAGGGCAAGCAGUUCCCCACCUGUGCCAUCGUGGGCAACUCAGGGGUCCUGCUCAGCAGCGGCUGCGGCCCCGAGAUCGACGCCCACAGCUUCGUGAUAAGGUGCAACCUGGCCCCUGUCCAGGAGUACUCACAGGAUGUGGGCAUGAAGACAGACCUGGUGACUAUGAACCCCUCGGUCAUCCAGCGAGCCUUUGAGGACCUGGUGAACGAGACCUGGAGAGAGAAGCUGCUGCAGCGCCUGCACAGCCUCAACGGCAGCAUCCUCUGGAUCCCGGCGUUCAUGGCCAAGGGGGGCAAGGAGCGAGUGGAGUGGGUGAACGAGCUCAUCCUGAAGCACCACAUCAACGUCAGGACUGCCUACCCUUCCCUGCGCCUGCUGCACGCCGUCCGAGGGUACUGGCUAACCAACAAGGUGCACAUCAAGCGACCCACCACCGGCCUCCUCAUGUACACCUUGGCCACUCGAUUCUGCAACCAGAUCUAUCUGUAUGGCUUCUGGCCCUUUCCCCUGGACCAGAACCAGAACCCAGUCAAGUACCACUACUACGACAGCCUGAAGUACGGCUACACCUCGCAGGCCAGCCCACACACCAUGCCCUUGGAGUUCAAAGCCUUAAAGACGCUGCACCAGCAGGGAGCCUUGAAGCUGACAGUGGGGGAGUGCGAUGGGGCCACGUAGGCUGGUCCCUGGCCACGUUCCUGCACAGCUAUGGGAGGAAGGGGAGGGGGUGGAACGGACGAGUGGUGCCUGGUGGGGUUGGCUGUCUUUCUUAACGCGCAGAGCAGCGACACAAAUAUAUACACGUGGUACCUAUAUAUAUUGACCUGAGUAUUAUAACUGUUUGGUGUUCGCCAAGGAAGGGGCAGGAGGCGAUGCAGGAGCAUCCCGAUGUGACUGGCCCGGGCAAGACCCCCAGGUGUGGGCUUGCUGGGCUCGGAAAGGCUUUCGACCUACGUGGGAAGGGUGUGAAGGUGGCCUUGGUUUUUGAGGGUAUGUUAGGUGAUGGGUAAACGUUAAGCCGUGUGUCGUGACUGGUCCAAGGUUGGUAGUUAGUUUGGCCAAGGAUGCUGCAGCGAGGCACGUUCUUGGCCCUGUGCUCGUGGCGGGGAGGGGAAGGGGCAGGGAGCGGGGUGGGCAGGGAAGGUUUGUUGGUGGCUCUCGGGGCCGAGGGACUGCCCGUGGCGCCGAGCGGGACCUGUCUCCUGCCCAGCAGGAACCAGCCCACAGAGCCGUCCAAAACACGGACUGCCAGGCUGAGCCCAGCCUUCAGAGGAGUCUUCUGGGCUGCAGCUUGACCUCCAGGAUGUGGUGGAGGGGAGCUGUGCUAAGCUGAUCCCGGUGCCGUGUGCUGGGAGAGGGGAUGUGAGGGCCUCCAGAGGACAGGCACACCGGUGUUGAGCCAGGCGGGCAGGGAGGAGGAUGCUGAGCAUCUGUUUUUCUCUUCCUUUCCCAAGGAGCAAUGCAGAAAGAAGCAAAGAUGCUGGAACGUGGCAGGAAAGAGGAUUGCUGCUGCAAAGUGGCACCAUUAGGAUUAAGUGUCUUACUGUGCCACAGUCGAAGGCACUCAACAUCUGUCAGGGCUCCUGAAAACCAUAAGUACAUUUAGCCCUUAAUUCCCAAAUGCUACCUGCUAAGCAGCCUGACUCCUCUGCCCCUCCAAAGAUAACUGCUGAAAUAUUGGUGAUAGGCCCGAGACCCAGCCAAGCAGAAAGAGCACAGGACUUCAAGGGACUUUGUCAAGUCUAAAUAAUUUAUUUUCACUUCCCCAGCAAAGAGCCAGCACACAGUCCUGAGGUCCUGAACUCCUGCUCUGUCCUCCUUUCAAGCUCCGAUGAGCGCUUACUCUGAACAGUUAAAUAGGAUGUCACAUGGAUCUUGAUGGGAGGCUUGCCUGGUGAUCAACAUCAA